AUUUAAAAACGCUGAGUCACGAAACGGAGAAGAAGCUUACGCGGUGGAAUUCGUUAACUGCUUUUUUAUGAAAGAAAACUCGAAGAAAAAAAAAAACUGAACAUACAGCCAAAAAAAAAAAAGGGAAAUCUACCAGAGAAUCAAUGGAUACCAGUAGACGUCAAUUAACUCCAGCUCAGAGAUCAGCAAAGAUAGAGCGUGAUCGUCGCCGCCGCCGAGAGCGUAACAUGGAGUUUGAGAGAUUGCAGAAAGCGGAAACGGAAUUGCAGGCUUUGACGGCGGCGCAGAGGAAUGAAAAUUCGUGCUUAAGACACCGCAAUGAAAGGCUUAACGAUAUGGUUUCAAUCCUCGAAAACAUCAUACAACAAUUACGUGAACAGAAUCGGGAACUUCAACAAAAGAAUCUGGGGCUAGAACAAACUAUGAAGCUUGCUGACUCAUGGUUUCCAUUUGAUAUAUGUCAAAGCCCCAAUGAAGAAGUUUCUAACAAUCAGCCUACUCCUGAAGGUCCAAGGAGUUCUCAAAGCGGUAUUCCAGAUGCCGAGAGGAUUUCCGAUUUAUUGAUUGAUCAGCAUACCUCAGAUGCAAAGCAUGCUUAGAAAAAGUAGAAGAUAUGAAUUUCUGAGGUGUGGAAACAGUAUGUGCUUGAUGCAGAGUAUUUUUUAGACAAAGUCUAUGUAUGCUGCUCUAUUGCAUUAUUAUCCUUCAAAAUGACACCUAAGUUAUGAACGUAGCUUUUCCCUUUUGUGUAUCUGUUAUUUGUGAAGAGUAGCUUUUCCUUUUUUAUACAAAUACUCACUGUGUAUCUAGCAAUUGUCUAGAGACUAGAGUUGAAUUCCAUCUAGAAAUAUAGCAUGUCUUUGAAGUGACAA
Gossypium arboreum is the source of this 872-nucleotide messenger RNA. RefSeq lists its product as uncharacterized. Gene Ontology annotation, molecular function: protein dimerization activity. The record is from RefSeq and is a predicted model, not a curated record. NCBI's taxonomy places the organism in Eukaryota, Viridiplantae, Streptophyta, Magnoliopsida, Malvales, Malvaceae. The transcript is spliced from 3 exons. Bases 144 to 599 code for a protein of 151 amino acids.